Molecule: messenger RNA, 825 nt
Organism: Hansenula ciferrii
Lineage: Eukaryota; Fungi; Ascomycota; Saccharomycetes; Phaffomycetales; Wickerhamomycetaceae
Exons: 2
Coding region: 1-825 (274 amino acids)
Source: RefSeq, a predicted model, not a curated record
AUGGCUCGAGAAUUCGAUGAAUUGGUACAAGGUAUAAAUGAAAGUCUUUUGAAAUAUCACGAAUUGGUGGAAAAUAGGUCUAUAUUCAAACAGUAUGAAGGAGAAGAUCAUCAUAAUGAGAAUAGUAUAGUUCAAGAUGAGAAGAAUGAAAGUUUAACUCUGGAAGAAGUGAAACCACAAAAAAGAUUGAAAUCAAAAAAUGUAUACAAAAGAACAAAAGCUGAUAUUAAACUGCCCAAAAUCAAUGAUUUAUCUGGAAUUGAAGGUGAAUCAAUAGGGAAUAUGGACCAGUCAUUUGAAGCAAAUAAGGAGGAAGAAUCAUAUGGCACAGAGCUCACUGAACCAUGUACUCUUGCUCUGGGACAGCUUGAAUACUUUACGGAUGCAUUCAUAUAUAUGGCCAGCUCAAAGGGGUUUCCUACGCUGUCAUCCCUUUCUGCCUUUAAAAUUGGCCUAACAGAACCUAAAAAUGAAACAGAACUGAUGACGACGCCAUAUUAUACUAUGAUUGAUAAUCAAUAUGGCUUAUACUAUAAGUUAGGUCACUCUUUGAGAAACGUGAUACAAUCAGGUCACCUUAUGUCUUCACUUUUACUACCCAAGAUCUUUCAAAAAUGUAUCAUAUCGAAACUCCCCAUUUGUGAGAUGUUGAUAGAGCAAGUAAUUCAAGAACAUGAACUUGUGGAAUUUUGGGAAAGAAUAGAAAUAAUUGAGACAAUAGCACAAGGAACAUCAAUUGAUACUAGAAAAGUCAUAUUUGUUAACUGUCUGGAUUACAUUGAAGCAUGUAAUGAUGAACAUUUAAGCUAUCUAUUAGAAAACUGA